AUGUAUGUAGGUUAUCUUUUGGAUAAGGACACCAACAUGUAUCCCAGCCCCGUUCGGCAUCCCAGCCUCAACCUCAACCCCCAGAAUUACGUGCCGGGGCCGCCCCAGUACUCGGACUUCGCCAGCUACCACCAUGUGCCGGGGAUUAACAACGACCCGCACCACGGGCAGCCGGCGGCCGGCUGGGGCUCUCCCUACACCCCUGCCAAGGAGGACUGGCAUUCCUAUGGGACCACUGCUGCACCUUCCACCGCCAGUCCGGGGCAGUUUGGAUUCAGCCCCCCAGAUUUUAACCCCAUCCAGCCCCCGGGCUCUGGACUGCUACCUCCACCCAUCAGCAGCUCUGUCCCCCAGCUCUCCCCUAACGCCCAGAGACGCACCCCAUAUGAGUGGAUGAGGCGCAGCAUUCCCAGCACCAGCAGCAGCG
Leptosomus discolor (cuckoo roller) is the source of this 427-nucleotide messenger RNA. The record is from RefSeq and is a predicted model, not a curated record. NCBI's taxonomy places the organism in Eukaryota, Metazoa, Chordata, Aves, Leptosomiformes, Leptosomidae.